AUCGGAGAACUGAAGCUCAAACAAGGACACGCAGUUCUGCUCCAGGAUUCGGCAGUGGCUUCGUCUCGGCAGGGCAAGGUUAGCUUCGCGCGACCACUCUAUUUCCUUGUAAUAUUUGAGCUGUGUUGUGGUCACAAGUCGCUCAGAUUAGGAUGAGUGUCACAACUUACCCACAAAGAUUUCACAUACCCUAUUGCCUUGCUGUGGCCACCGCCGUUUCCGUUGUCUACGGGGAACCGAUGAUGGCUGCCGGAGCUCCGCUGUCGUCAGUUUGGUGGAAGGUGACGGCUGGUCUUCGGUGGCUAAACUUUAGAAAGAGCAAAGAAGGUCUUUUUUUGUUGGAACUUUAAAAUAGACCUUGUCAAUACCGGUAAGAAAAUCUUGCAAUACAUAGGGUGUGUUCCUUUUAUUAAAAGAGCUUUUUGCGAAAUUAGUUUUUCCGGACUUUCGCAUGAUUUGUUGAGAAUAAUUAAUCAACAGAAAUAUGGUCAAAGAAAACACACUUUAAAUUAGGAAAAUGAAUUCCUAGUUCUGCACGGAGGUAAUGAUUUUCCUAAGCAUAACAAAGUCUCUUGCCAUAGUAGCUUUUCACUAAGAUAGAGUUUUAUAUAUUUUUUUUCAGCAUAUCAGCAAACAAAUGAAAUUGAAAAUGAUUUUUAUUAAAAACCAUUUUCACUAUAGGCGAACAAACAAAUUAGCAUGAUAUAAAAAUUUUAUGUAAAAUUCCAUAAAAUACGAUAAAAAUAGCAUCAGGCAAGGAAUGAUCCCCUCGGUCCGUCAUUGUACCUGUUCUUUUCCGUCUGUCUAAGUUGGAUCUAUUAGUGGACAUGCUUUUACUUUCCCCGCUAUUACAUAUACUUUGCAAAAUGCCGAGGAACAUAGGAAUUUAUAUCGGACGUCCAGGUAUACGUUAUAGAGAGCAAUUAUAGUUGAUGGGAUUACUCAGUGUGGCAACUGGCACAACUCGUCCGUCUUUUAUUUCUGCAUCCCCUACUACUUUUAAUGUUCUCCUCAACCUAGCUGGAAGAUCAUUGCCCAUCAUAGCGACGUGAACUUACUGUAUUGGACGCCGAAGACAUCACAAUCGAGAUGAAGGCAAAACAUCAUUGUGCAACUGACCAUUUAGUCGGGAUAGAUGAUCAAGUGGAAGCCAUAAUGGACUUGUUGGACUAUGACUUUGGUUGUGCACGGUGUCUUGGAAUUCAUGGCCCAGCUGCUAUUGGAAAGACAACCCUUGCCAAGGCUCUCUUCGACCAGCUCAUUUCUAACUUUGAUUGGUAUUGCUUCCUACAAGAUGUCCGUGGAUCAUCCCACCGCCAUGGCCUAGUAUUUCUGCAAAAGAAGCUGCUAUUCGACAUCCUCGAUGAAACUAAGUCUAUGAUUGAUAUUGAUGACAUUGAUGAUGAAAGGCCUAUGGAUGACAUCAAUGACAUUGACGAUGGAAUGAUGGUCAUUAGGAAAAAACUGCAUGGUAAGAAGGUUCUAAUUGUUCUAGAUGAUGUGGACCAUAGGGAACAGUUUGAGAAACUAGUUGGCAAGAUCAAUUGGUUAGGUACGGGAAGUAGAGUUGUAAUUACAACAAGAAACAAAAGUAUCGUAGAGAGUGGAGAGAAAACCAUACUUUAUGAAUUGAGAGAAAUAAAUUAUAAUCAAGCUCUUCAGCUUUUUAUAAAUCACGCAUUCAAAGAAGAAUCUCCUAGAGACGAUUAUUAUGAUAGACUUUCAAGGGAUAUUGUUUCCACCAUUGGAGGACUUCCUUUGAUCAUUAAGGUCAUAGGUUCGUUUCUUCAUGGAAAGCAUGAAACUAUAUGGAAAGAUACACUAGAAAAGUUAAGGAGCAUUGAUAAUAAAGAUGUCCGCCAGAUGUUGAAAAUCAGCUUUGACGCCUUAAAUUUCAAGCAAAAGCAGAUUUUUCUUGAUAUUGCAUGUCUUUCCUUCCAUGAGGAGGAGAUUAAUGCAUCUUACAUGUGGGAAGAUUGCAACUUUUUUCCACAAAUAGAAAUUGAAGUCCUCGGUUCUCUAUCAUUGAUACAUAUCAGAGAGAACGGUGGGUUAUGGAUGCAUGACAUGCUAAAAGACCUAGGGCGCCAUAUUGUCCAUGAGGAAAACUUGGAUCCAAGAAAGCGUAGCAGAUUGUGGAUUUCUGAGGAAGCUAUGGACGUUGUGAAAACAAGAGAGAAUAAAGGAAAUAUUGAAGCACUCAGUCUAACUGGAGAUCCUACUCUAGUCAUAUUUACUGAUGAAGAUUUCAAAAGGCUGCCAAAUCUAAGAUUCCUUGACUUAGAUGGGUGGAGCUUUAUUGGAGACUUUACUGAUCUCUUUUCAAAGUUGAGAUGGUUUUCUUGGUGCUAUUGUCCUCCAGAUUUACUCGCAACCAAUCUAUUCCCACAAAACUUGGCUGUCCUCCGACUCUCUAAAUUUAACAACGCCAAUGAUUGGGCGGGAUGGAGCCAAAUUAAGAAGCUUCACAAUUUGAAAGUUCUACAGCUGAUAUGUCUAAACAUAGGAAAAAUCGAAUUGUCCGGGUGCUUAACUCUGGAAAGAUUGAUAAUAAAAGAAUGUCGAGAACUGAUUCAAAUUGAUCGCUCCAUUGGGAAACUACAACAACUGAAUUUCUUGAGUAUUGAGGGUUGCCACCGACUAACAGAUCUCCCUCGCGAAUUUGGCCUGCUGGUGAAGCUAAGGCACUUGUCUUUGAGUCACUGCUCAAACUUACUGAAACUCCCAAACUCAAUUGGAGAGCUCAAAUCAUUGAUCGAAUUGGAUUUAUCGUACACGUCAAUCGAAGGAUUACCUUAUUCUGUUGGAUAUCUUGUGAAUCUCGAGUCUUUAUCUCUUGCGGGAUGCACAGAGAUAAGGGAACUUACCCAUUGUAUCGGAAAACUAGAGUCUCUGAUUGAAUUGGAUCUCUCGUUCACGCGCAUCAAAGAGGUACCUUCAUCAAUUGGGUUGGCAAAGAAGCUUGAAGUGAUACGCGCUAGAUGUUAUUGGAUGGUGGGCGAAGUUUCAAGCGAAAUUGGAAAGUUGGCCUGUUUGAGAAUCCUAGAUCUAUCAGAGACUGACAUUCGUCUAGUGCCAGAAACAAUUGUUGCGCUCCCUCUCCUAGAAAAACUGAUCCUCAAGAAUUGUGAUAAGCUGCAAGUGUUGCCCUCACUUCCUCCAAGUUUGACUCAUCUAUUUGUUAGCUCUCUGUCCUUACAGUCUAUUCCAGAUCUCUCAAACCUGACUACUCUAGUUGAUCUUCUCUUAUCGGAUAACCAUGAUUAUCUAUCAAUGUCUUCGUCGAGCCUAAUUGAAACCUAUAACAUAGAGUGCAUUGGGAAUUUAUCCAAGUUGGUAAAUUUGGAGUUGUGCUUUCCAAACAUUAUAGUGUCGGCAACUUCAUUGGGUUCCCUUUCUCGUCUAAAGAAACUUUCCAUGUCUGGCCUCCAACACCCAGAAUUUCUCAUGCAAACACCUAAACCAGCAAUGCAGGGAAAUCUCAGCUCAAUAACAUCUUUCCCAGAUUUAUCCAACCUGAGAAAUCUAGUGAGUUUGAAGCUCUGUCGCUCUCGGGACAAGGAGAUCCAUCUCGGCGGACUAGAGAAGUUGAGACAUCUAACUGUCCACCAAUGUCCUGUCCUUGAAAGAAUUAUAUUCUCCACGUCAGGCCUGGAGAAUCUAAAAGAAUUGGAACUACGUGACUGCCCGAUGUUGAGAGAGAUUUGUGGUCUUGGGGCAUUGGAAACAUUAGAGAACCUGAAGGUGGAGCUCUGUCCGUCAAUUAGAAGGUUAAAUGAUCUGUCAAGAUUGCAAAAGUUGAUGGAACUGAAAAUCGAACGAUGUCAUUCCUUGGAUUAUUGGACAAAUCCAUCGGACACAAUGAUCCCAGAUGAAUGUCAAAUUGUAAUUGAACGUUGCCCGCAGCUAGGCGAAACUCCUUGGUGGGGCAUGUUUUAUAAGGAUUACAGAGAUGAGACUCUUGGACAGAUCACGACUGGUUCAGACACGUCCACAUCUGACAGAAUGGAGAAGGUGGCUAAAACGGCAGACGACAGACAAGUUGCCAGUAUUGGACAAGGCAGCGGAACUGAUGAUCAAUUAAAGCAGAUCAUGAGCUUGAUGAAUAUUAAUAAUGACAAGGAUGAGCGGAUCAUUGUUGUCAUCCAUGGAGAAGGUGGGACUGGCAAGACGACUCUCGCAAAACUCAUAUACAACCAAAUCUCUUGUGAUUUUGAUGGGUGUAGCUUCCUUGCUGAUAUUAAAGAAGCGACUCAAGUAGUAGGAGGGCUUCAGCUUUUGCAAACUAAAUUGAUUUCCGAUGUUCUAAAACGGGAACUUGAGGAUGUUGCUUUUGUCAACAGGGGAAUGGAGUUUAUCAGGGACUUAUUUUGCAACAUGAGAGUUUUGAUUAUCCUUGAUAACGUGGAAAAUGCGUUUCAUGUCCAGAAACUCAUCGGAGAUUGCUUUGAUUGCUUUGCUUCUGGAAGUAGGAUCCUUGUAACCACCAGAAACAGUGUCGUCCUGGAAGAAUCUCCUCAGAUCCGGACAUAUCAUGUGAGUCGUUUGAAUAAGGAUAAGGCUUUUCAACUCUGUAGGCAGUAUGCAUCUAUGAUGACUUCGUCAUUACGUAGCAACUUCAAUCUUUCGGAAAGUGCUCUUAUUGUAAUGGCAGGACGCCUAUUGUUUAUUGAAGUUAUGGCUGCAGUCUUCAAUGGUAAAACGCAGGAGGAAUGGAAUGACUUACUAGGGCGGCAAUGGUCACCAUUCAGGCAGUGGGAUUUUCAAAGAAUUUUAAAGGAAGGAUAUCAAACAGUAGAUAAUAAGCAGAAACAGAUAUUUCUGGAUAUUGCCUGCUUGGCUACUGGCAUAGAUAGCCGAAUUGCUUGGUACCUGUGGGAUGACACCUCUUUUCUGCCUUCUAGUGAAAUUGUGAGACCCCUAGCUAAAAUUGGAGAAAACAAUCAGAUAUGGAUGCAUAGCAUGUUGAGGCGAUUUGGCAGAGAAAUCGUUUGUUGGGAGAGUCUUACUGAUCCAGGAAGGCGAAGUAGAUUAUUUAAUCAUGAAAUAGCUCUCGAUACGAUAAAGCGGAAAAAGGGAACAGAAAAGGUUGAGGCACUCUGCCUUAACUUUCAGCGCCAUACUUCGGACAAACUUACUCCAGAAGAUUUUGAGAGCAUGGCAAACCUACGGUUUCUUCAAUUGGAUCAUGCAGACAUUGCUGGAGAUUUCACUAAAAAUUUUCUAAAUUUAAGGUGGCUCCGUUGGCGAGGGUGCCCUCAACAUCUGCAAGUAACUAAUUUUCACUUGGGAAACUUAACCAUUCUCGACUUGUCAUGGAGCAAAGUCACGAAAGGCUGGGAAGGCUGGGAUCAGAUAGAGAUGAAGAACUUGAGAGUUCUAGAUCUUACAGGUUGUGCUGACUUAUUAGUCACUCCCAAGUUCUCUGGCUGCAAAAAUCUGGCCAUAUUGAUUUUGGAGCGAUGUUCUCAAUUGGUCAAGAUAGAUCAUUCCAUCAGCGAUUUGAAGUGCUUGGUCUCCCUGAAUUUGAAGUUCUGCGUAGAGCUCAGCAGGUUGCCGGUAGAAGUGGGUCACCUAACAGCUUUGAAAGAGCUCCUCAUCGACGGGACUUCAGUACAAGAAAUUCCCAUCUCCAUUGGUCAUUUAAAGCAGCUGGAAACUCUGACUGCCUCAAACUGCUUCUCAUUGAGUCAACUACCCAGAACAGUAUGUCACAUGACAAAUAUCAUACUUCUUUCCCUGGAUGGCUCCAGGAUUGCAGCACUUCCUGAUUCCAUUGGAGAACUAGUCCGUCUUAAACACUUGUCAUUAAGGGAUUGCCGUCGACUAAGGGAACUUCCAAGCUCCAUUGGCAACAUAGGAAGAUCAUUAGUCGAGUUAGACAUGUCGGGGACAAGGUUGUCCAAGUUUCCAGAUUCGAUAAAAAAUCUGCAGAAUUUGAAGGUGCUGAGAAUGGAUUCUUGUUUCUUUACUGAGUUCCCUCCUGAUAUUGGAGAGCUGACCAGCCUCAAAGAGAUACACGCCUCCUGGUGUCGAAGUAUCGAGGGGGCCAUUCCUAACAACAUCACGAAACUGCAUAAUCUGAGAAUCUUGAGGCUGCGACAUUCGAGAAUUUCGAGCAUACCAACAGAGAUCCACCAACUUUCCAAACUUCAAAUCCUCGAUUUACUUCACUGCAACAUGAUCAAAGAGUUGCCCAGACUUCCCUCUAGCAUAACGGUUUUGUAUGUAGAGGAUGAACUUGAGUCAUCGCAUCUGCCAUAGCUAGAAAAGCUAUGACAAUGUGAUGAAGACUAGGCUCCAAAGACCUUUCCAUUUACUUCAUGUUUUCAUUCCAAAUUUGAAUAUGAAUAUCACCAAGAA
Eucalyptus grandis is the source of this 6363-nucleotide messenger RNA. Its product is annotated as disease resistance protein RPV1-like. The coding region runs from base 1090 to 6264 and encodes 1724 amino acids. Gene Ontology annotation, molecular function: ATP hydrolysis activity; ADP binding; protein binding. NCBI's taxonomy places the organism in Eukaryota, Viridiplantae, Streptophyta, Magnoliopsida, Myrtales, Myrtaceae. Gene Ontology annotation, biological process: defense response. The transcript is spliced from 6 exons. The record is from RefSeq and is a predicted model, not a curated record.